This is a messenger RNA of Fundulus heteroclitus (mummichog), 2097 nucleotides long. RefSeq names its product T-cell leukemia homeobox protein 3. Gene Ontology annotation, molecular function: DNA-binding transcription factor activity, RNA polymerase II-specific; RNA polymerase II cis-regulatory region sequence-specific DNA binding. The coding region runs from base 308 to 1156 and encodes 282 amino acids. Gene Ontology annotation, cellular component: nucleus. NCBI's taxonomy places the organism in Eukaryota, Metazoa, Chordata, Actinopteri, Cyprinodontiformes, Fundulidae. The transcript has 3 exons. Gene Ontology annotation, biological process: animal organ development; regulation of transcription by RNA polymerase II. The record is from RefSeq and is a predicted model, not a curated record.
GCCAGCCAAUGAAAGGUGCAGAGGGAUGGAGGAGGACGGAGCUCCAAGAAGGAGCGUUUUGACGAGGACAGAGCGUCACAUCUCUCCAAACGCCCAUCAAACUUUCGGCAGAGAGGACUCAAUGCUCCAGAAGAGGCCUGUUAGAGAGUAUGCGCUGAUUUAUUUUUAUUUUUAUUUUAUUUUAUUGGAUACGCGCAACGAUGGAGAGACUUUUGACGAUGAGUUUUGGUGCAGUUUGACAUCAUUGUGAUCCCCCUCUGAAAGCACCUUCUCCAAUUUCCCCAUCCUUUCAACGACCGAGCGAGGGAUGGAGCAAGCACCCAGCGCGCCGAGUCCUCCUCCAAAACCAGUCAACCACGAACCCAUCAGCUUCGGCAUCGACCAGAUUCUGGGAGGCGGGUCGGAGCCGGAGAGCGGGCGCACGCCGGGGAGACAGAGUGGAUCGGAUUUAAGCAACGGGGACUCCUACUACAGCUUAGGAAACCCGAGCGCUGCCAACGCGCCCUCGUACACCGCGCUGUCAAUCUCCCUCUCUGGGAUCAUGCCUCCAGCGGAUGCGUCAGGUUCGUACGGAGAGAGCAGGAGUCUGGGCAGCCGGGGUGUGAUACGAGUGCCGGCUCACAGACCUGUAACAGCCCCGGGACCCCCGGCACCUGUCCAGAGCGCUGUUCCCGGGUAUGGAGGGCUGUGCUUCCCCUGGAUAGGAAACAGGUUCGCCAAGGACAGAAUAUCAGCGGCUCUAGUGCCUUUUGCAGUCACACGGCGGAUAGGUCACCCGUAUCAGAACCGGACCCCUCCCAAGCGGAAAAAGCCCCGAACCUCCUUCUCCAGAGUCCAGAUUUGCGAGCUGGAGAAGCGCUUUCACCGGCAGAAGUAUCUGGCCAGCGCCGAGCGAGCGGCUCUGGCCAAGAGCCUGAAGAUGACCGACGCGCAGGUCAAAACCUGGUUUCAGAACCGCAGAACCAAGUGGAGGAGACAGACGGCCGAGGAGAGGGAGGCGGAGCGUCAGCAGGCCAAUCGCCUCAUCCUGCAGCUGCAGCAGUCCGCCCUCCAGAAGUCCCUGAGCGAAUCGGCGGUGUCGGAUCCACUGUGCGCCCACAACUCCUCCCUGUACGCGCUGCAGAACCUCCAGCCGUGGGCCGAGGACAGGGAAUAGGGACAGAUAAAUUAAAUGAAACCACUGGGACUUACUUUGAUCCAUGCUUUAUGGAGGAGCAAAUGUGACUUGAGACUGAAGCGUGGGUCGCAUCUAUUUAAGCGGAGGAUUUUAGAACCGGACAUGAAAUUCUGGUGAGUGAUGGCGCACUCAGAAGCAGAAACUGUGGAUUAUUAUUUUUUUGUUUUUUUUUUUGUUUUUCCACGGUGGGGUGGGGUGGAAAAAUCAGAACUGUGAAAAACAUAUCUGAAACAGACUUAUUUAAAAAAAGAAAGAACCGUGCCACCAUGUAAUUGUCCUCUUAUGCUUGCACUUCUGUUCGUUAGAUUAAGAAGGGGGAUAAAGAAAUGUCUUGUAUGCAGUUUGUCUGAGGUAUGUAAUUAAUUUGACAAAGUAAAACAUAAGAGUCUAUUGUUUUAUGAGUCUGUUUGUGUCUGUUCACACACGCCUUUCUGGGUGUGUAAGUUCUGCAAAAGUGCAAAAUGUGUCAAAGAAACAAAAGCUGAGAUUGUUUCAUCAUAAUUUAUUUUUUUCUUCUGUUUUUAUGGUGCUUAUUUCAGCUCCAGUUCAUAAAAGCAUUUGUAAUCCACCCUCACAGUCCUGCACACACAAAAAAAAAACAUUUUGGGACAAACAAAAACAUGCCAAAAAUAUUGCAUUUCGGGAAACGUUAUUUGAGUUGUAAUAAAACAAAAACAGGCUUUGAAAGAUAAAAGGAAAUUCCACCCAUGCUGUAAGUUAAGAUAAUAAAGGGAGUGAUGCAUGCUCAGAGAUGUUGCUAAAGUCUUUUCAUAUGCACAUUAUUAUGUUUUUGAAUCGAGCCAGAAAACUCUGUUUUGUACUUUCACUGUAUAUGUGUAAAUAACAUUAUAAACUGUUGUUGUGAUCUUUUGUUUUUUUAUUCAUGCUCCUUUCUGGCGAACCAAAAAAAAAGAAAAAAA